Chara braunii is the source of this 650-nucleotide messenger RNA. The record is from the annotation of a GenBank genome assembly. Lineage: Eukaryota; Viridiplantae; Streptophyta; Charophyceae; Charales; Characeae.
UCUCAUUGAUGGCGACGGCAGUGGUGUGUUGGGGGCAGGUGUGUGGGCGAACUGUGAUAAUCUAUGAGAUGACAGAUCAUCGAGAUCAUCGGUCGGAUCGUGAUUUUGGGUUCGUGGCAGCUGAUACUCAUUUUGGGUAUCGCCAUUACGAGGUUGAUGCCAAUGGGAUAUUGGUUCUACGCCUGGAGAUGGGGUUGGAAUAUGUGGGCAACGAUCUAUGUGAUGUGGCCAUCUUUGUUACAAAGUUGCAUGAGGAUGUACCAUAUCAGCAUGUAGGUGAGGGUGAUGAUGUCGUGAAGAAGAUUGAUCGUUUGCUGUUGUCCUCAGUGGCUUUGGAGCAUGAUGGUCGAUUGGCUGGAAUCGCGGAGUGGGAAGGGAUCUUGGAUACGCCGUUGAUUGGUCGUUGCUAUCUGCAUGGGGAGUUACGUUUUGACAUGUAGGAGCAAGAUAUGGGUGUGUGAAUCGUGUUUUGUUUGGAGGUGGUCGAGUGGUUGAGGGUUGUGAGACGUGACUAUCCCUCGUAAUUUUCAUGGCUGUGUAGCAUUGGGGUAGCAUUUUGGUAUUAUAGUUUUAUAAGGGUUUAUUUAGGGAACGAGGAUCAGAUAAAAAAAGAGGAGUGCUGAUUUCGGGAAUGAAUACUUUUGGUGGAC